This is a messenger RNA of Cetraspora pellucida, 1050 nucleotides long. NCBI's taxonomy places the organism in Eukaryota, Fungi, Glomeromycota, Glomeromycetes, Diversisporales, Gigasporaceae. The record is from the annotation of a GenBank genome assembly.
AUGCAAAAAAAUCACAUAUUCCUUCGAAUUUUACCUUUUUUCAUUCUUUUUACAUUCUCAAAUUCGAUAUUUGUUGAAAGCAAUGAUUUUCCCGAUAUUUCGGGUAACGAUAACGAUAAAAAUGCAUUAAGUGAAUAUCAUAAAUUUUAUCCUAAUACCGAUCCAAAUGAUAACGAUGGAAAACUACUACAUUAUAUAUCUCUUGGUUUAUCUCAAGCUAGUCUAUUAGGAAACCUUUUCGUGAUAUUCCAAACUUGUCAAAGAAUUAAUCAAAAUGUCAAUCUGUCGAUGGGAAUUCGAUUGCCAAUGUACAUAGCGAUUAAUAAUUCUUUAUCAUGCUUGUCUUACUUUGCAAAUAUUGUUGGCGCUUUGAUUAUUGGUGUUCCUUGGACUGGUCAAGCUUGUAUCAUUUAUGGUUUCUUUGAUGUAUUUAUGGUUUCAAUGAGGUGUUGGAGUUCUCCAGGCCAAUGGUCACUUGCAAUUUCAAUUUCUAGUUUAAUAUCUAUAACUGCUUUGUUAUGCAUAGUUUGUCACUCUCAUAUAAUCUAUACUAUUGUAACAAUUCGAAGACCUGAUGGAAAUGUUGGAAUUAAUGAUAUACAGCAAAAAACUGCCACACGAAAGAUUUUGGCUUAUACAUUCAAUUACCUAAUUCAAUGGGUAUUACAUCUAAGAGUAGCCAGCGGAAAUGAUCCUUUAUGGGUUUAUUAUCUUUGUGUACUAUCGAUUAAUAUUGGUGGUAUAGCAAAUGCUAUUCAAUACAUUUGUCAUGAAGGAUUUUUAUCAAAAUUAAGAACUUUGUCACACCAAGUUUCAAACUCAAUUUCUAACUCUAAUACGUCGGAACAACUUUCGGAAACAAGUUAUAAUACAAAUAAUUCUGAAUUACCUGUUUUGAAAAAGGAAUUAAGUUGUUGUGCUAUUAAAUGUUUUAGUAUUUUAUUGAAUUAUAGAACUAGAACUGAUGUUAAAUUGAAUGAUAUAAAUGAAAUUAUUGAUAUUGAAUUGGGUGAAUUAAGAAAUUCCUCCGUAAAUAAUAUUCCUAAUUAG